This is a messenger RNA of Capsella rubella, 3768 nucleotides long. RefSeq lists its product as uncharacterized. The coding region runs from base 8 to 3403 and encodes 1131 amino acids. The record is from RefSeq and is a predicted model, not a curated record. NCBI's taxonomy places the organism in Eukaryota, Viridiplantae, Streptophyta, Magnoliopsida, Brassicales, Brassicaceae. The transcript has a single exon.
UCAGGUUAUGUUGACAAGAGAACGGAUUGGCGAUUCCCUACCUCGACCUCCGUCACCUUCUCCGACGAGUGACCGUGACGGGAACGAUUCAAGCGUGAUUAAACCCGGUGAUGUUUCAAGCCGUUCCGAUCAAAUCGAUGUGGCUUUUUCUCACGGAAUCCAGGCCCGGGAACAAGAUGUUAAUGGAUUCCGGCGAGAUUCUGAUAUGUACGACGUAGAUAUGCAAAGAGGCAUUGGAUUAACUAAUAAACACCGACGAGAAGAAGAAGAGAGAGACGACGAGCGUUAUAUGAAACAUUUUCAUCUUCAGGAAGAUUCCGGCAAACGUUAUGCGGAUUCAACGAGAUCGAGUGAGGAACCUAAGGCUUCUCGAUUCAACACAUCGCCUGAUCAAUCGAGAUUGAGUGAUGAACCUAAGCCCUCUAGAUUCGUUCCAUCAUCGCUUGGUUACGAGUAUUCACCGUCUCAUGGGAAGAAUGUGCUGCUUAAGAACGAUAAAACUAACCGAGUGGAUUCGAUUUCUCGUGAGUGUAGUGAUUCAUCUCGUCAUAGUAGAGACAGAGAUACUAAUAGAUAUGAAUCAUCACCUCUGUCACAAGUAGGGUCUAGUGUGGCUGAUUUCCAAGAUGAAAGCUCUAGGCUUGUAAGUUCAGAUUCUGGAUGUUGCAUUCGUGGUAAUGAUUCAGAUAGAGUGGAUGAAAGAAGAAGAGAUUAUAAUGGGGAUCUUUCUGCGUCACAGGUUCUACUUACUAGACGUGUAGAUGAUUAUGUUGGUAGAAACUCACCAAGGGAUCAACGAGAGAAAUCGUUUCGAGGUUUUGGUUGUGGAGACCAUGAUUCACCAGUUGUGAGCAGGUGUGGCAAAGAGAUUGUGGAUGAAUCUCGCAAUCAUUAUCACAUAGGCUCUGAUGUAGCAGUGAAAGAGUUUCCCAGUGCUAGGCAUGAGACCAAGAAUAUGGUUAGAGAGAGUGAUAUUCUUAUGCAGACAAGUGGAUCUUUACCAAAGUCCUAUGUCUGUGGUUUAAAUAUAGCUGAUGUUGAUGUGGCCGAUACCCAUCUUGAGUUUUGCACGAAAGAGAGGAUGACUAACCAGUAUGAGUCCGUCAAAGAACAUUAUCCUUUUGUGGAGUUGGGACCAAGAGUGGUGCAGGAACGAGAUUAUGAGGAUGCCCACUACAGGAACUUUCGUAACAACGAAAGGAAGGUUGUUUAUUUGGAUAACAAAUGUCAAUUACUGAGAAAGGAUUAUCAAUAUGAUGGUGUUGACAGCAGGAAGAAUCUUGAUUACAGUGAGCCAAAUGCUGUGGUUGAUCAAGAUGACAAAGCUUCACAGAGCUUAAACAAAGAAAGAGAAGCAUAUUUGGAUAAGGAGAGAAAUGCUGUUUUGUUGGAUGAUAGAAGACGAAAUCUGAGCGAAGAGUAUCACUUUGGCAAUGAUGGUAGGAUGCAUUCCGAUGUUGAUAGAGCAGAUAUGUUGGUAGAUCAGGAUGGAAGAGUAGUGCAGCUUAAACAAGAAUGCUUAAAUAAAGGAAAGGCAGCAUACCUGAAUAAUGAAAGGAAGGAUGUUUAUCUGAACCACAAAAGCCAACAACUGGAAAAAGAUUAUUACUCUCGCUCUGAUGCUAGGAUUUAUCCCGAUGUCAACAGAUUAGAUAUUCUGGUAGACCGUGAAGGGGAAAAUAACAGAGGUCUAAGGUAUCGAGGAAUGUCCGUAAAUGAAAGAAGGGAAGCAUAUUUGCAAUGUGAAAACCAUCAACUCCUAAACGAUCAUCAAACUAGCUCCUAUGGCAUGAUGCAUCCUGAUGUUGACAAAUCAGAUAUUUUGGUAGACCGGGAAGAUUCCAGAGGUCUAAGGUAUAGAAGUGCGUCCUUGAAUGAUAAAAAGGAAGCAUAUUUGCAACAGGAAAGCCAGCGACUCCUAAACGAUCAUGAAACUUACUCUUCUGUCAUGAUGCAUCCUGAUGUCAGCAAAUCAGAUAUUCUAGUAGACCAUGAAGAUGCCAGAGGUCUAAAAUAUAGAAGAGCCCCCUUAAAUGAUAGAAAGGAAGCAUAUUUGCAAUGUGAAAGCCAGCAACUCCUAAACGACCAUGAUACUGACUCAUAUGGCAUGAUGCAUCCCGAUGUCAACAAAUCAGAUCCUCUGGUAGACCAUGAAGACGCUAGAGGUCUAAGGUAUAGAGGAGGAGUAUCCCUAGAUGAUAGAAAGGAAGCAUAUUUUCGAUCUGAAAGCCAGCAACUCCUUAAAGUUCAUGAAACUAACCCUUAUGGCAUGAUGCAUCCCAAUCUCAAUAAACCAGAUAUUAUUGCAGACCGGGAAUCUGCCAGAGCUCUUGAACUUAGAAGGGCAUACUUUGAUGAUGAAAAGGAAUCAUACAAAGAUUAUAGAAGGGGGGAUGCAUAUCUGCGUUACGAAAGCCAACAACUGAAAACAGAUUAUGACUACGGCAUUGAUGACAGGAUUUAUCCUGAUGUCAGCUGUUCAGAUAAUAUUGUAGGCCAUGGAGAUACCAACGCACUAGAGCAUAGAAGAGUAACCAUCAGGAAUAGGAAUGAAGCAUAUCUGGAUAAUGAAAGAAUGGAUGUUUAUCAACAUUACAAAAAACAACACCUGAAGGACUAUGAAUCUGGUAUUGAUGAUACGAUGUAUCCUCAUGUCGCCAAAUCAGAGAUUGUGGUAGACCGAGAAGGUGCUAGAGCUCUAGAGCGUAGAGGAGUAUCCUCGAAUGAGGGACGUGAAGCCUAUUUGCACUAUGAAAGCCAGAAACUCCUUAGAGAUCAUGAAAUUGAUUCAUAUGGGAUGACGCAUCAUGAUGUCAGUAGAUCAUCAGCUGGCAAGAAAGAUGAGGAAGCUCUUCGAUGUAGGAGGCAUCUUUUUGAUGACCGAAAUCAAGUCUACUUGGAUGAUGAGCGCUUGCAACUACGAAAUGGUGGCCAUGUUAAAGUUCAUCAAAAUAUGAGAUAUCCAGAUGGUAGACAAGAGAUUUAUCAUUCAAAUGAUAAAGUUUCUCGUACAAGACAUGAUCAUGGUCUCAGAGACGACCCAAGUGAGGUUAGACAUGAGAAUAUGGCUUAUGAUUACAACUACCGUGAUGUUAAGCAACGUGGAAAGUCUUACGAGAAGCCAGAUAGUGGAAGGGACCGUGAUCACCAAGUAGCCUAUGAUUACAGGGACAAGCUAGGGAAUUUUGCAGUGGAAGGAGGAACAAGCAAAGAAAAAUUCCGAUACUCAGCUGAUGAAAGGAAUUAUGGUAAUGUUGAUCACACAUCAACUCGGCGCCCUCGACUAUCAGCCAAAGAGCGGUUAGGUGGGCGUAUCGAAGAAGAUUCACGUGUUCAUGUGAAACAUCGACUGCAUCAGGUUAGAAACCCAAAACUAAAAGGUAAGUCCCAUAAGAGGAACUAAAAGAAUAUUAUUUCCUGAGGUCGUCACUUCUCUCAACAUGGUUAAUUCCUCAGAACAAGAUUUGAGAGAGAAAAGCUCAUAGAAAUUCAAGACUUAUGGGUUUCAAGAUUUGUAAUCUCGGUUCCUUCAUGGUCUGAAAAGGUUAGAAACAGGUUCUAGGAUUAGAGUUUUUUGGCAGUGGGGGAAGGAUUUGAGGCUAUUAUCUUGGUAAGAUAUGCUUCUUUUUGCGUUGAACUUGGCCUUUAGAAGUUUAUUUUUUCAGUUGUUUGGUCGGUGGUUUUCUAGACGUUGGUCAUUUUUUUUGGGUCUGAACAAGUAAAUAACUCAACAAGUUUAUAUAAUCUAACAACUUUUUCUUGUUACAA